AUGACAAAAAUUAAUAAUGGUGAAUGGAGAUUAUUAGAAGAAUUAAUCGAAAAGAAAAAUGAACAAGAAUCUCGUAUGAAUGAUACAAAUAUUGCUCAACCAACAUUAUUUGCUAUACAAGUUGCAUUAACAGCUUUACUUGUUUCUUGGCAUAUUUAUCCAUCAUCUAUUGUAUCACAUAGUGCUGGUGAUCAAGCAGCUGCUUUUGUUGCUGGUCGAUUAACUCUAGAAGAAACUGUUCGUAUUGAACAUUUGGCUUGUAUUGCUGUUGUUAAUAGUCCUCGCUCAGUAACAAUAAGUGGUGAUGAAAAAACUAUUGAUGAAAUACAACAAAUUCUUACCAUAUCUUAUCCUAAUGUAUUCAAUGCACGUCUUCGUAUUGAAAAUGUAUUUCAUUCAUAUCAAAUAAAUCGAUUUGAUACUGAAAAAGAAAUGCUUUCAUCCUUGAAAGAUAUUCGAAGACUUCCAGUACAAGAUCAAAAACAAAUUUUUGAUCCGAUAUGUGCAAAAGCAAAACCUUAUUCAAGUGUUAUUGGUGAGCAAAUGAAUGAUAGUAUACCAGUUAAUGGUCAAUAUUGGUGGUCAAAUGUGAGACAAGCUGUGAGAUUUUAUGAUGCUAUAGCAGCAAUUAUAAAAGAUGAAGCAGCAAAUGUUUUUCUUGAAAUUUCACCACAUUCAGUUUUAGGUACAUCUAUUCGUGAAUGUUAUGAAUUAACAAAUCAACAACAACAAUAA
Adineta steineri is the source of this 735-nucleotide messenger RNA. Lineage: Eukaryota; Metazoa; Rotifera; Eurotatoria; Adinetida; Adinetidae. The record is from the annotation of a GenBank genome assembly.